This is a messenger RNA of Arabidopsis arenosa, 1087 nucleotides long. Lineage: Eukaryota; Viridiplantae; Streptophyta; Magnoliopsida; Brassicales; Brassicaceae. The record is from the annotation of a GenBank genome assembly.
CUUUGGGAUCUUAUUGAUCCCAAAUUCGUAAAUCCGUUGACCUUUGUCGGUAUGUUUUGUUCUUACUUAUCGUAAAAAAAUUAAAAAGAAAACAGAGCUAGGUUUUAGUUUUCGGACAUGGAGAUUCUGAGGCCGACGACGUCACACGUGUCCGGUGGGAAGUGGCUUAUGGAUGAGACUAAGAGCGCCGUCGCAGCUUCUGGCGAAGGUGCCACGUGGACGGCGGCGGAGAACAAGGCAUUCGAGAAUGCUUUGGCGGUUUACGACGACAACACUCCUGAUCGGUGGCAGAAGGUGGCGGCGGUGAUUCCGGGGAAGACCGUGAGUGACGUCAUUAGACAGUACAACGAUCUGGAAGCUGACGUCAGCAGCAUCGAGGCCGGUUUAAUCCCGGUCCCUGGUUACAUCACCUCGCCGCCUUUCACUCUAGAUUGGGCCGGUGGUGGUUGUAACGGGUUCAAACCGGGUCAUCAGGUUUGUAACAAACGGUCUCCGGCCGGUAGAUCGCCGGAGCUGGAGCGGAAGAAAGGCGUUCCUUGGACGGAGGAAGAACACAAGCUAUUUCUAAUGGGUUUGAAGAAAUAUGGGAAAGGAGAUUGGAGAAACAUAUCUCGGAACUUUGUGAUAACACGAACGCCAACACAAGUCGCUAGCCACGCCCAAAAGUACUUUAUCCGGCAGCUUUCUGGCGGUAAGGACAAAAGACGAGCAAGCAUUCACGACAUAACCACCGUGAAUCUCGAAGACGAAGCCUCUUUGGAGACCAAUAAGAGCUCCAUUGUUGUUGGAGAGCAGCGUUCAAGGCUAACCGCGUUUCCUUGGAACCCAACGGAUAACAAUGGAACGCAUGCGGAUGCUUUCAACAUAACGAUUGGAAACGCUAUCAGUGGCGUUCACUCGUACAGUCAGGUUCUGCUUGGAGGGUAUAACAAUGCAGAUUCUUGCUAUGACGCGCAAAACACAAUGUUUCAACUAUAGCUAAUGGAGAUCCAUCUCUCUAAUUGAAGGGUGUAAGUGAAAUUCUUAAUUUUUCAUAUGGACGAAACAAUCAUAUUUGGCAAUUGUACAAUAAACGUCCAUUGUUUUA